This is a messenger RNA of Acomys russatus (golden spiny mouse), 3853 nucleotides long. It is a transcript of the gene Top6bl, whose product is annotated as chromosome 5 C11orf80 homolog. The record is from RefSeq and is a predicted model, not a curated record. Gene Ontology annotation, biological process: reciprocal meiotic recombination; meiotic DNA double-strand break formation. Lineage: Eukaryota; Metazoa; Chordata; Mammalia; Rodentia; Muridae.
AUGACAGCUGAACUACUUAGGGACACUCUCAAGACUGAGAAGUCACAAAAUGCCAGGGGGCAGCAUGGAGCUAGCUACCACAGAGGUGAGGAGAAGCCCACGCAGCCCCACAGCCAGCUGCUAUCAAGCUGCGGAGCUAAAGGAAGCCGGGGAUUUACAGGCCCGGGGCAGACCCUAGCGCAUCCCCAGAUCCAUGACCGGCGCUGGCCGGUCCGCGGCAAGAACCGCCGCACCGCGAAAAGCCUGCGCUGGCAGAAGCGCUCCGAGCCCAAGCGACCCCGAUCCAUCGGCGCGUCGGACCCCGGCACUCGGCGUCGCAUCCACCCUCCUGAGCUCCCCAGGACCGACCCCGCCGCCUGCACGCGGCCGCACAAAGCGCGCCUUCUUGCCGGCCGGGACAAAGCGGGCCGGGGCUCCGGCUGCACUUACCUGGAUGCGGAGCGCCUGCGGGGCAGCGGGGGCGCGGCUGGCGGGGGCGCACUAGUGGUCGCCGCGCCUAAAGCCGGGUCGCCAGAGGUGGUUGCAGGCGGCUACAGGCGGCGGCGGUGGGGCGGCCCGGGGCGCACGGCAGGCGGGCGCUGUCACAGGGCGCGAGCGGAGCGGGGGGCGCGCGGGGCCGGCGGCCGCGGGGCGCGUGGCGGCUGUGCGCGGGCGCGAGCGGCGGGACUGCGGCGCCGCGGAAGGAGGACAAUAGCCUCCCCCAGCCGCAGGCCGCCGGCUCCCGCGGGAGGCCCGGGACCAUCUGGAGCUCGCAGCCCCGCGGGGCUUGGGGCGGGGCGCGAGUCACCCCCUCCCCGCCCGGCACCAUGGCAACCGCGGCCCCUCUCGGUUCCUGCAGCGGUUCCCCGGACGGGGGUCGCUGACCUUCCCAGGGGCAAAUUCAGGACUGCCGUUCCUUCGCUGGCUCCCGACCCCCCACAGUCUUCCGCGUGGAUGCACCGCUUGACCCCCACCUUCCGGUCCUCGCCAGCCCAGCGACACCCCUUGGGCGUCUGGGUACCACCCACAGCUAACGGGGCUCAUUUUUCUGAGUUUGGACAUUCCACCUUUGUCUCGGUUGCGCCUUGCCGGGAUGCGCAACCCUUUUUUAAUGUCACUUACCUCCGAGGUUUCCCCGAGAUGCGGCCCCGUUUCCUUUUCAAAUGUCCCUUUUUGGACACCUCCAGGCCAUCUUGCUUAAGCGUUUCUCUUUGCCUUGCCCCCUUUCUCUCGGCCUCCUUCCGGCAGCAAAGGGAAAUUGAUUACAAAAAGGAAAGGAGUGAAAUCUCCUGGCUGGCCCAGCACCUGCUACUGGUAGAUGAGGAAUCAGACUGCGUGAAGGGUGACUCAGCCAGGAAAAACAGGAAGCCACUUUGUACCGGAGCCAGUCAUUUUAAGAAGGAGAGGAAGAAAAGCAUAGGGAAUGGGGGCGAAGAAGAAAAUAUUUCAGUUAUAUGUGGGAAGCGAGAGUCUGCUCCCAGGCACCGCCCGCAGAACAGAAGGCGAAGCCAUCUGGGGUCUAGAGCCAGCUUGGGAAUUAUGCACUACGCAGCCGCAGCUUUCCAGGGACCAGCCCUGGAAAACGCCGAGGGCGGUCAAAGCGCUUUGAAAGGGGCCGAGGGCCGCGUCCUGGCGAGACCGUGGGAAAGUCUCCUCAGGAGGAGUCACCACCGCCCGGCCUCUUCCCCGCUCGCCUCCAACCUUGGCAGCUGCGCCACCUGUCAUCCCGCCCAUCCGCCUACAGGCGCAGGCCGCCUCAGGCAGCUCCCGCAGUGCGCAGGCGCGAGGGCUGGGGGCGGGGCAAACGCACGGGCGGGCGGGAAGGGACUGGCUGGCGGCGGCCAGGCGUGGGCGCUCGCCCAGGUCGAAGCCCUAGCUGAGGAGGAGGAGGAGGUUGUGACCAACUAGCGAUCCGAGAGCUGCAGCCGCUCUCCUUGCGGAAUGGAGGGGACAGCUUCGGCUGUCUGCGAGAUUUUGAGAUAUUUAAUAAUUUGCUGGAAGUGUGAAGCAGGAAUAUCAAAGCGGGUGUUGCUAGAAGGGCAGCUAGUGAUUUCUGUAGAAGCAUUAAGUUCUAAGCACCUGCCAAAUUCUCUUCAUUGUGUAAUAACUAUUGCUUCUACAGGAAGUAUUUAUGGUGGCUUGGUCUUCAAGAAGUUUAUACAAGAAACACAGCCUGCACUGCCUGGGUUCUCUGUAAAACUGACUCUGGCUUCAGAGGAGGGGAGCCAUCCUCAAGACACAUCAGAUGUAGCACACAGCCAGAUCGUUUUUGAGGUUGAUGAAAGUCCUCAAAGUUUGAUGACAAACUGUCUGGUUAUAAAGAAUUUUUUACGAAAAAUUAUCAUAGUUCAUCACAAGCUCAAGUUUAAUUUCAGUGUAACAGUGAAUGGAAUCCUCUCUGCGGAGAUCUUUGGGGCAGAGAACGAACCUACUUUGAGGCUGUCCAAUGGAAUCACUCUUGUUGUGGGCUUUCAGCAUUACGUGAGUAAACUAAAAUUCAACUCAACUGAAUCACACUGCAGCAGAAUCCACCCUGUGCUAGGACAUCCCGCACCACUCUUCAUCCCUGAUGACAUGGCUGGCGUGGGCUUGUUGGGAGAGCUGACAUUGACUCCAGCUGUUGCUCUGUGCCCCAGCCCCAGGGUCUUCUCCAGCCACCUGAGUAGGAUUUCUUCAGUUUCCAUAUUUCUAUAUGGACCAUUGGGUCUGCCUCUGAUAUCAUGGGGUCAGGAGCAUCCAAGUGCCACUGUCUUCAAAGAUACCUCUUAUUUCAUUGACUGGAAGAAGCACAAUUUGCUUAUGGUGCCCAAUUCAGAUCUCAAUUUGGAUACACAUUUGGUGCUUCCAGAUGUAAGUUAUCAAGUGGAGUCCUCUGAGAGGAGUCAGUCUCAGGAUAUGGAUCCACAGGGACCAGCUCUGCUACUUUUCCUAUUUGUGGAUUUCCACAGUGAAUUCUCAGUACAGCAAGUAGAAAUCUGCGGACUCCACACUCUGCUCACUGCUCAUCUUGGGGCCAUCCUCUCGGAGAGCCGCAGCACAGUCCGAGACUCCAUGCAGUCAGCUGUGGACCAGGUCUUGGAGCCUCAUCACCAGGCUGUCGAGGCUCAGCAGAGACUGCAGGGCUCUCUCUCUGUGGCUGUGAAUUCCAUCAUGACUGUGCUGACUGGGAGCACCUGUAGCACCUUCAGGAAGACAUGCCUCCAGGCUCUUGAGGCAGCGGACACCCAGGAAUUUGGUGCCAAACUGCACAGAAUAUUCUAUGAUAUCACCCAGCACAGAUUUCUGCACCACUGCUCAUGUGACACAGAGCAGCUCCCGACUCCAGAGAAAAAUAAUUCAGCACAGAGCACCGAAGACUGGCACAAGACUAUCAGUCCGGAGUUCAUUGCAGAAACCAGCGGGCAAGCAGCAGAAAACAAGAGGCUCAAGAGGAGCAGCCCCAACCAGGGCAGGGCAGAAUCCCGAGCUCUGCACCCCUCCGGGGACCUGAGCCCGCAAGAGUCCGCCACGCGCCCCCGCGAGCCCAGCGAGGCCUCCUCCACUGCCAGAGGAUCGCAGACCCAAGCGAGCCACGGCAGGGCCCAGGCACCAGACGCGGCGAGCCCUGCGGGCGGCCUGGAGGUACCGCGGGGAGCGCAGCGCGAGCAGGGGCCUGGGCAGCAGCCGCCCGGUCCUCAUCACCGCCUUCUCUGCUCCCGCAGGACCUGUGGCUGCAGGAGGUUUCCAAUCUGUCCGAGUGGCUAAGUCCAGAACACAGGUCCUGAGGUUCCCAGCGAGCCACGGAAGCUCGGGACGCGUGUGUCACGCCUUCUAAGGUUCAAUAAAGCUGCUCCAAGCACAGCGUGUCGACCUCAGUACAAGGGGAGGGGCGCCC